UUAUUAGGGGAAGGAGGGCGGAGGCGGAGGCCAGUUCCCUAGCUCCAGCCGCCGUCGUCGCUGCCUGUGUAGUUGCAGCCGCGGCCGCCUCCCGCCAGCUCGCUCCGGGGAAAAGAGAACGCGCGCGAGCUCGGGCGUCCCCGCCCCAGCCCUUCCCGGAGCCAUGAAUCCCAACUGCGCCCGGUGCGGCAAGAUUGUGUACCCCACGGAGAAGGUGAACUGUCUGGAUAAGUUCUGGCAUAAAGCAUGCUUCCACUGUGAGACCUGCAAGAUGACACUCAACAUGAAGAACUACAAGGGCUACGAGAAGACGCCCUACUGCAACGCACACUACCCCAAGCAGUCCUUCACCAUGGUGGCUGACACCCCGGAAAACCUCCGCCUCAAGCAACAGAGCGAGCUCCAGAGUCAGGUGCGCUACAAGGAGGAGUUUGAGAAGAACAAGGGCAAAGGCUUCAGUGUGGUGGCAGAUACACCGGAACUCCAGAGAAUCAAGAAGACCCAGGACCAGAUCAGUAACAUAAAAUACCACGAGGAGUUUGAGAAGAGCCGCAUGGGCCCCAGCGGGGGCGAAGGCCUGGAGCCUGAGCGCCGAGAUUCCCAAGACAGCAGCUACCGGCGGCCCCAGGAGCAGCAGCAGCCGCCCCACCACAUCCCCACCAGCGCCCCGGUUUACCAGCAGCCCCAGCAGCAGCAGGUGGGACAGUCUUAUGGUGGCUACAAGGAGCCUGCAGCCCCAGUGUCCGUACCGCGCUGUGCCCCAGGCGGGGGCGGGAAGCGGUACCGCGCUGUGUAUGACUACAGCGCCGCUGACGAGGACGAAGUCUCCUUCCAGGACGGGGACACCAUCAUCAACGUGCAGCAGAUCGACGAUGGCUGGAUGUAUGGGACCGUGGAGCGCACCGGCGACACGGGGAUGCUGCCGGCCAACUACGUGGAGGCCAUCUGAGCCCCUCCCCUGGGUGCUGCCCCGCCCCCACCCGUCUUCAGUGCGUUCCAUGGCAUCGCGUCUGUCCUGGGCGUGACCUGCCCACCCUUCAGUGUCUCUGUUUUGUUUUGUUUUUUUUUUUUCUAAAUCUGCGACAGCUUGUUUUAUUCCCACCCUCCUCCAGCUACUUUUGCCAACCGAAGCCUUGUUCUGCCACUUUCGCGGGCUCCUUCCUCUGGCGGGUUUUCCCCUUGACCAACUUCUUGGUUUUCUCUCUGGAUGGAACAGGCGUGGACCUCUUGGGGGGAGGCCGAGGCCCGGGGAGCUGGUCUGGAAUGGGAGACCCGUUGGCUCCCAGGCCUCUGCCUUCACUCUUUUCUGCCCCCUCAGACCUUCCUGCCCUCCUCCGCACACACCCAAACUUUCCAGGACUCCCAGGGGACGGGGCUCCAUAGCCCCUUGCCCCGGGAUGGGCUUAGCCUCUGCUUCUCCGAGACGGGGCGACUGGCCCUCGGAGGGGCCCCCCAGCACCCUCUCCCACUCUCAAGGACCACGAAGGAGGGUCGAGUUCCUGCUUUGGGAUUCAUUCAUCCCUCCCCACACGUGUUCCUUCUCACACUGUGAUUUUGCUCUCCUGCCCACGCAGCCCUGGUGCGGGCAAGGAGCUCCCCAGGAAGCAUGGCUUGGGUCAAGUGCUCGCCUUUCUUACUUUUAGGGACAGUUGCAGGAGGGAAGGGAACAGGGUGUUCUCUCCCACAGCCCUUUUUCCUCCUCCCACCCCUCGUCUCCAGACACCCUGGUUGCUCCUGAACCAUGAGGCAAGGAAGCCUCGGGCCUCUUGGCCUGCCACGCCGGGCCCCUGGGCUCUGGGUUAGGUGGGCCAUUCCUCCCUACUCCCCACGGGAGGAUGUCUCAGGCCUCCCACGGCCUCCCCUCCUUGGUCCAGCCCCAAGCACGCUGGAGCUGCACACAGCCACAGGACCUUCUGUGUCUCCAGGACUCAGCAUGUGGGGGAAGGAGCGCGUCUAUAUCCGUGACAGGCUCGCGUGACCAAAGCAGCCAGGGUCCCGGCCGGCGGGAGUCUCUGGGCUUACGCGAGGGUGCAUGGGGCCGUCUCCGCCUGAUAGUUUCCUCAGACCCCACGGUGAGAAGGGAGGGCCGUGGGAGAGAGAAGUUCCUCGUGUCUUCUUUGGAGUGAAGGCCCCUCCUUUCCUUGUAUCCCCAAAUGGCGCAAGCCCACCCACCUCCUUUUCAGCGUGCUGGGCAGAGGUAAGGGGGUGGUCCUGGAGUCGGUGGGGCUGAUGUUGGGGCCUGCAGCUUGCUGGGGUGAGGGUGGGGGGCAAGGUUUCAUGGCUCCAGGCAUAUUCUCUCCCCUCACGUCCAUGUCCUUGGCUGCAGAGUAGAGCAUCAGACGACCCUAUGUCCCCCACACUGUGGGUGUCUCGCUCUGGGGGCUCAUCCCCCGCACCACCAGACCUCUCCCUCGCUUACCUAAGGCCCCCUGGAAGCAGAAGGAAAAAGUCCCAGGGCUACAAAACUGGAAGCGCAGACCCCGGGGUGAGGAGGGGAAAAAUGGUGCUAUUUCCAAGUCCCUUCUCUCGCUUGUCGGUGGCUGUGACCACCCUCGCUUGGCUUUACUCAUCUCUGGGCUCUCUCAACACCCCUCUGGGCCUCCCCCUCCUGCCUUCGCCCCGAGUCCACUCAGGCUCCACAGCUGACAUCUUUGCCUCCUUCGGGAAGGAGGACCCUGCAGGCGAAUUCAGCAAUCCGGUCCUCACCGCUUGGGGGGGUGGACGUGGGAAUAUUUUCCCCAAAUCAGAAGGUUGAAAAGAAAUGGCCAUUGGUGUUGGGGGAGAGCCCUGCUUGACUCGUCUCUUUUCCUCUGGCCCCAGCCGAGGUGAAGGCGGGUGGAGGCUCUUUACGUCGGACCAUGUGGAAGCUGAGGGCGCUAUGGGGGAGCUCUGUUGCCUUUCUUCGCGAUCUCAAAGCACAACGCGGAUUCGGGGACCAAAGGUCAGAGGUGCAUCCUGUUGGAGCACUUGUGGCUGGCAGCGUGGUGAGAGGCAGGAGGAAGGCCUGGAGGAGCAGGAGGCGGCCUGUUUUUCCCUCAGCCUGAUUUUCCUUCCAAAGCAAGGCAGGCCAGCCACUGGAAUCUUGUUGCUGGCCCCUCUGCUCCUCCCGUCCUAAAAAUAGGGGACCUUUCCCACACCCCCAGAGAGAAGAGGGACUGUCACACUGGUGCUGAGGGACCCAGGGGCUGCUGGGAGUCCUUGCUCCUUUCCAGAACCAUCCAUCCCUAAAAGAGCACAGAACCGAGGGCUGGGCCAAGUCCCUGGUCUUUUCUUACAGUUCACAAAGGUCUUUGGCCAAUCUAAUCCCAGGAAAGAAGAUGCGUUAAAGCUAGAAUGUGAAUAUAACUUUAGUGGACCAAUAAGAAAGUGUAAGCCCAAUGGUGAGAAAAGUGAAUUCUAUCAACACUGCUUCCUAUUUUCUUCCUCAUGUCCCUCCAGGGAAAACUACUUUAUUGCUUAAUUUCUGCCUUUUUCCUCUCACAUAUGCACUUUUGGGCCUUUUUUUUUUUUUAAUAGCUGGGAAAAAAAAAUACCACCCCACAAACCUGUAUUUAAAAAGAUACAAAUGACCAUGUGAAAUUUGCCUCUGUCCAAACAUUUCAUCCGUGUGUGUGUGUGAAGCCGUCCGUUCAUCUUUUUAUAUGGGGUGGUUGUCUUUUCUUGGUCUGUUUUGGUCCCCUCCCUUGUGGGCUUGUGCUUGGGAUCAACUCUUUCUGGCCUGUUAUGAUUCUCAACGUUUGACUUGGACCACAAGUGAAUCUUUCUCCUGGUGACUCAAAUAAUAAAAGUAUAAUUUUUACCUGC
Molecule: messenger RNA, 3804 nt
Organism: Acinonyx jubatus (cheetah)
Lineage: Eukaryota; Metazoa; Chordata; Mammalia; Carnivora; Felidae
Gene: LASP1
Product: LIM and SH3 protein 1
Exons: 7
Coding region: 164-949 (261 amino acids)
Cellular component (GO): focal adhesion
Molecular function (GO): actin filament binding
Source: RefSeq, a predicted model, not a curated record